AUGAUUGGAUUUAAUGAAGAUGUUAUGAGGUCAUUGGUGGAUGAUGGUAGUGUGGAACAUAAAUGGGAUAGCUAUGACAACACACAUUUCUUAUGUGGUUUUCCAACAGAAGUGGACUUUUGCUUCCAGCAAGGUCAAACAUCUACUGCUCCAAUAACAUACAAAUUGUCUGUUAAAGGACCUAUUGAACUAGCAACUGAAAAUGUACCAAAGCCACUUAUUGGAUUUAUGAGGGAUUGUUGCUUUGCAAUACAAGUAAGACAGUCAGGCAUACCAAUAAUAAGACUUGACGACUAUAACUUAGCAACUGACGACAGUGAGGAAUAA
Trichomonas vaginalis G3 is the source of this 327-nucleotide messenger RNA. RefSeq lists its product as uncharacterized. The transcript has a single exon. The record is from RefSeq and is a predicted model, not a curated record. NCBI's taxonomy places the organism in Eukaryota, Parabasalia, Trichomonadida, Trichomonadidae. Bases 1 to 327 code for a protein of 108 amino acids.